This is a messenger RNA of Rangifer tarandus platyrhynchus (Svalbard reindeer), 5124 nucleotides long. The record is from the annotation of a GenBank genome assembly. Lineage: Eukaryota; Metazoa; Chordata; Mammalia; Artiodactyla; Cervidae.
AUGCAUUUAGGAGCCCACAGGACAAGGCGUGGACAGGUCUCCCACACGGCAAAAUCGAAACUGCUUCUUCAUUUUAUUGUACUAUGUGUGUCUGGGGGUGCUGCUCAUGCACAAGGAGGCAUAGAUAUUCUUCAUCAACUAGGCCUUGGAGGCAAAGAUAUAAGACACUCUUCAUCAGUGACUGCUGUACCACCAUCAUCUAUACCAUUACCUCAGGGGGUCCAUGUAACAGAAUUUGGUGUCAUUUUAACAAACAAUUCCUGUAUUGAAUCACCUCUUGUGAAAAUUUUACCAGUCAAUUUAGAGCAGCCAUUUACAAUAUUAAUUGGGUUACAGUCAUAUAGAGUAAACAAUGCAUUUCUCUUCAGCAUUAGAAGUAAAAAUAGACUGCAAUUAGGAGUACAGUUAUUGCCUAAAAAGUUAGUGGUGUACCUUGGAGGAAAGCAGUCUGUCUUUUUCAACUACAGCGUUCACGAUGCACGGUGGCACUCAUUUGCCAUUGCAGUUAGCAACCAAGUUGUCUCAAUGUUUGUUGAAUGUGGAAAGAAAUAUUUUAGCAGAGAGACUCUUUCGGAAGUUCAGACCUUUGAUUCUAACAGUGUGUUUACCUUGGGAAGUACGAAUAAUAAUUCUGUCCAUUUUGAAGGAGUAGUGUGUCAGUUGGAUAUUAUUCCUUCUGCAGAAGCAUCUGCAAACUAUUGCAGAUAUGUGAAACAGCAGUGUCGCCCUGAGACAAGUCUUCCUCAUGCAACUAUUGCAUCAACUAAGAUACCGGAAAACUCUCUCCUGCCCAAAAGAUUGGGUGAAAAAGUACUGUCGCAGGACACACUUACUGAAAACAAAAGUGUUCUAGAUUUCCCAAAUAAAGAUUCUGUGGCAGUGAAUAAACAACAAAAACACCAGAUAUCAAGACCUCAGUUAACUUCUCUUCAUUCAGGGAAUAUCUCUGCUAUGGAUCUUGUGAACCGUGUGAUUCAGACCAAAGAAUUGAUCACUAAGCAACUUACUCAGGCAAAUUUAAGCCUGCCAAUGUCCCAUCAUAGCCUCAAUGAGCCAAGGAAAAAAAACAAGGAUAAAUUUAUUUCUCUUCUAAAUGUCUCGGACAAUAUCACACAACAUAAUGAUAAAGUAACUGGUCUGUCACCACUUAAGAAGAUAUCAUCUAGUCUUCCACAUAUAAAACAAGAUACAAUUAAGAAUCUCAAGAAGGCUAUCACAGCAAAUCUGCACACUAAUGAACUUAUAGAACUGCAGCAGAUUUUAAACACAACCUUAUACAGAGUGACAGAUGAGCCAUCUGUGGAUAAUCACCUUGAUCUAAGGAAGGAAGGUGAAUUUGAUCCUGAUGCUACUUAUCCCAUCGAAAAUAGCUAUGAAACUGAGCUUUAUGAUUAUUAUUAUUAUGAGGAUCUUAAUACAGUGCUCGAAACGGAGAAUCUAAGAGGGCCAAAAGGGGACACUGGACCUCCCGGUCCCCCUGGCCCAGCAGGCAUCCCAGGUCCAUCAGGAAAGAGAGGUCCACGGGGCAUACCAGGGCCACAUGGAAAUCCUGGAUUACCUGGAUUACCAGGUCCAAAGGGCCCUAAAGGAGAUCCAGGUUUUUCCCCAGGUCAAGCUCUUUCUGGAGAAAAGGGUGAUCAAGGUCUUUCUGGAUUAAUGGGGCCCCCUGGUAUGCAAGGUGUUAAGGGUCUCAAAGGGCAUCCAGGACUCCCAGGACUCCAAGGGGAACAAGGAAUUCCAGGAUUCACUGGUAAUAUUGGUUCACGUGGUUAUCCUGGCAGGCAGGGUUUAGCUGGACCAGAUGGUAAUCCAGGACCUAAAGGUGUACGAGGUUUCAUUGGCUCUCCUGGAGAAGUAGGACAACUGGGACCUGAAGGAGAAAGAGGUGUUCCUGGGAUCCGUGGAAAGAGGGGGCUUAAGGGAAGACAGGGUUUUCCAGGUGACUUUGGAGACAGAGGCCCUGCGGGUCCUGAUGGCAGUCCUGGACUUAUAGGUAGCAUUGGUCCUCCAGGAUUUCCUGGGCUUCGAGGCAGUGUUGGCCCUGUGGGGCCAAUUGGACCUUCUGGAAUCCCUGGCCCCGUGGGUCUUUCGGGCAAUAAGGGCCUACCUGGAAUCAAAGGUGAUAAGGGUGAACAAGGCAUUGCAGGAGAGCUAGGAGAAACAGGGUAUACUGGAGACAAGGGUGCUGUGGGUUUUCCUGGACCACCAGGGAUGAGAGGAAAGCCAGGACCUUCAGGCCAAACAGGUGACCCAGGACCCCAAGGGCCAUCUGGCCCUCCAGGACCAGAGGGUUUUCCUGGAGAUAUUGGGAUUCCUGGACAAAAUGGACCUGAAGGAGCAAAGGGAUUCAUUGGAAACAGAGGGCCUUCCGGACCUCCUGGUCUCAAAGGAACUCAGGGAGAAGAAGGACCAACUGGAUCCUUUGGAGAACUGGGGCCAAGAGGAAAACCAGGUCCAAAGGGGUAUGUCGGUGAACCAGGACCAGAAGGCUUGAAGGGAGAAGUAGGAGAGCAAGGAAACAUUGGGAAGAUUGGUGAAACAGGACCUGUUGGUUUACCUGGAGAAGUUGGGGUGACUGGAAGCAUUGGUGAAAAGGGAGAGCGUGGAAGUCCAGGUCCAGUAGGUCCCCAGGGGGAAAAGGGUGCAAUGGGAUAUCCAGGUCCUCCUGGGGCUCCGGGACCCAUGGGUGCCCUGGGAUUACCUGGUCAUGUGGGGGCAAGAGGACCUCCUGGGAUUCCAGGUCCUAAAGGACGAAGAGGACCAAGAGGACCAGAUGGUCCCUUAGGAGAGCCAGGUAUACAAGGUACCAAGGGUGAAAUAGGAGAUCAAGGAAAAAGAGGACCUCAUGGUCUUAUUGGUAAGACUGGAAACCCUGGAGAGAGAGGAGUUCAAGGAAAACCAGGUUUACAAGGACCCCCAGGGAGUGCUGGAGACAGGGGACUUCCAGGAGAACCGGGACCACGAGGACCACAAGGUGAUGCUGGGCCUCCUGGAGAAAUGGGUGCUGAGGGACCUCCAGGUACUGAAGGGGAAUCUGGUCUUCUAGGCGAGCCAGGCACAAAGGGAGAUGUUGGACCUGCGGGCAGUGUUGGAGCUGCUGGGGAGCCAGGGUUACGGGGUGAACCAGGAGCUCCUGGAGAAGAAGGUCUCCAGGGUAAAGAUGGAUUGAAGGGGAACCCAGGAGGAAGGGGACUUCCUGGAGAGGAUGGAGAAAAAGGAGAGACAGGCUUACCAGGGACCACAGGGCCUUUGGGUGGAUCAGGUCUGAUGGGCCCUCCGGGACCUGAAGGAAUUACAGGAAUUCCAGGACAAAGAGGUCGUCCAGGAAAGAAGGGCGAUAAAGGACAGAUGGGGCCUGCAGGAGAAACUGGAAACAGAGGCGCUCCUGGACAAACUGGGGAAAGUGGUCUGAAGGGUGCCAGAGGAACUCGAGGUGCUGCGGGACAUUUAGGAUUAAUGGGACCUGCUGGAGAACCUGGAAUUCUAGGAUAUAGGGGCCAUGAAGGUCAACCAGGACUUUCUGGGUUGCCAGGACCUAAAGGAGAAAAGGGUUAUCCAGGAGAAGAUAAUACAAUCCUAGGACCACCUGGGCCUCGAGGUGAACCAGGUCCAAUGGGAGAACAAGGAGAGAGAGGAGAGCCUGGAGCAGAGGGAUAUAAGGGCCAUGUGGGUAUACCAGGACCAAGAGGUGCCACUGGACAGCAAGGGCCCCCAGGUGAGCCAGGUGACCAGGGUGAACAAGGACUAAAAGGAGAGAGAGGAUCUGAAGGUCCUAAAGGGAAAAGAGGAGCUCCUGGUCCUCCUGGGAAACCUGGGAUUCCUGGACUUCCAGGACUACCUGGGCCAAAAGGCGUGCAAGGAUACCAUGGAGCAGAAGGCAUUUCAGGAAACCCUGGAAAAAUUGGGCUACCAGGAAAACACGGACUUCCUGGCAUCAGAGGCAGCCCAGGAAGAACAGGACUGACUGGGUCUCUAGGUCCUCAAGGAGCAAAGGGUUCGUCAGGCCCACCAGGAAGCCCGGGAGUUCAAGGCCCGAAGGGUGAACAAGGGCUGCCUGGUCAACCUGGAAUUCCAGGUAAAAGAGGUUACCAAGGGGCACAAGGUGAUCAAGGACCAUGUGGAGAGUCUGGCAUGAAAGGGCAACCUGGAGAACAUGGUAUUCAAGGUUUGACGGGUUUCCAAGGAUUCCCAGGUCCCAAAGGUCCCGAGGGAGAUGCUGGCAUUGUUGGAAUAUCAGGUCCUAAAGGCCCUGUUGGACAGAGGGGAAACACUGGCCCCUUUGGCAAAGAAGGUAUAAUAGGUCCAACAGGUAGAACUGGACCCAGAGGUGAAAAAGGCUUUAGAGGCGAAACUGGUCCCCAAGGACCAAGAGGUCAACCAGGGCCUCCAGGUCCACCUGGAGCACCGGGCCCAAGAAAACAAAUGGAUAUCAAUGCUGCUAUUCAAGCCUUGAUUGAAUCACAUACUGCCCUACAGAUGGAGAGCUACCAGAAUACUGAAGUGACUUUAAUUGACCACAGUGCAGAGAUCUUCAAAACCUUGAACUAUCUUAGCAAUUUACUACACAGCAUCAAGCAUCCUCUUGGCACACGAGAUAAUCCAGCACAAAUCUGCAAAGAUUUGCUUAACUGUGAACACAAAGUAUCAGACGGAAAAUACUGGAUUGAUCCAAAUCUUGGAUGCCCUUCAGAUGCCAUUGAGGUUUUCUGCAAUUUCAGUGCUGGGGGUCAGACAUGUUUAUCUCCUGCCUCUGUGACAAAGUUGGAGUUUGGAAUCGGGAAAGUCCAGAUGAACUUCCUUCAUUUACUGAGCUCAGAAGCCACCCAUAUCAUCACCAUUCAUUGUCUAAACACUCCAGUGUGGACAAGUCCUCAAACAAGUGGCUCAGGAUUGACUCUUGGUUUCAAGGGAUGGAAUGGUCAGAUUUUUGAAGAAAACACUCUACUUGAACCUAAAGUGCUUUCAAAUGACUGCAAGAUUCAAGAUGGCAGCUGGCAUAAGGCAAAAUUCCUUUUUCACACCCAGGACCCUAAUCAACUUCCAGUAAUAGAAGUACAAAAACUUCCUCAUCUCAAAAGUGAACGGAAGUACUACAUUGAAAGCAGUUCUGUGUGCUUUCUCUAA